AUGCCGGAGCUUACUUCAAAGGGCGUUAUUACUUCUAAGAAGGGCUUUAAGAAAGCUGUAGUGAAGAUGUAGAAGAAAGAAGGGAAGAAACGCAAGAAGAUCCGCAAGGAGAGUUACUCAAUUUACAUCUAUAAGGUGUUAAAGCAGGUGCAUCCCGACACAGGCAUCUCAGCCAAAGCCAUGAGCAUCAUGAACUCUUUUGUCACUGACAUCUUUGAACGUGUUGCAGCUGAGGCAUCGCGCCUGGCGCAUUACAACAAGCGCUCGACCAUCACGUCCCGGGAGAUCCAGACGGCCGUGCGCCUGCUGCUGCCUGGGGAGCUGGCCAGGCACGCGGUGUCCGAGGGCACCAAGGCCGUCACCAAGUACACCAGCUCCAAGUAA
This is a messenger RNA of Artibeus jamaicensis (Jamaican fruit-eating bat), 384 nucleotides long. RefSeq names its product histone H2B type 1-A. Gene Ontology annotation, molecular function: structural constituent of chromatin; protein heterodimerization activity; DNA binding. NCBI's taxonomy places the organism in Eukaryota, Metazoa, Chordata, Mammalia, Chiroptera, Phyllostomidae. Gene Ontology annotation, cellular component: nucleosome. The transcript has a single exon. The record is from RefSeq and is a predicted model, not a curated record.